Messenger RNA from Cimex lectularius (bed bug), 1502 nucleotides. It is a transcript of the gene Pgk, whose product is annotated as phosphoglycerate kinase. Bases 171 to 1457 code for a protein of 428 amino acids. Lineage: Eukaryota; Metazoa; Arthropoda; Insecta; Hemiptera; Cimicidae. The record is from RefSeq and is a predicted model, not a curated record. Gene Ontology annotation, cellular component: cytosol. Gene Ontology annotation, molecular function: phosphoglycerate kinase activity; ADP binding; ATP binding. Gene Ontology annotation, biological process: gluconeogenesis; glycolytic process. The transcript has 9 exons.
UCUCUUGUACUUUUACCUCAAAUGUUAUCACUUUAUCAGGUCUACAAGUCAAAUUCUUGAGUGGGUCAUUAAGUGAUAAUUACUGGGGAUAUCGCUUCCUUCACCAUUAUAAAAUAUAUAUCGCUUUGAAGUACAAGUCUUCGAUUAUUUUUGGAAUAUUUGUUAAAAAAAUGGCUUUAAAUAAAUUAGCAAUCGAUGCUGUUAAUUUGGUGAAUAAACGAGUUUUAAUGAGGGUGGAUUUUAAUGUCCCGUUGAAGGAUGGGAAAAUAACAAAUAACCAACGGAUUGUCGCCGCUUUAGACAGUGUGAAGUACGCACUGGACCAAAAUGCAAAAAGCAUCGUACUUAUGUCGCACCUCGGGAGGCCCGAUGGCACAAAGAAUAUGAAAUACACACUCAAACCAAUAGCCGCUGAGUUAAAAACUCUGUUGAACAGGGAGGUGACUUUUCUUUCUGACUGUGUCGGCCCUGAUGUGGAAAAAGUCUGCGAAGACCCGAAGCCUGGUUCUGUUAUUUUACUAGAGAACUUACGCUUCCACGUUGAAGAAGAGGGAAAAGGCGUUGAUAGUUCUGGGCAAAAGUUUAAACCACUCCUCCAGAGCCCUGCCAAAACCUCGGAGGUAAAGGCGAAUAAAGAAUCUGUGACAAAAUUCAGACAGUCUUUGAGGAAAUUGGGUGACAUUUAUGUAAAUGAUGCCUUUGGUACUGCCCACAGGGCACAUAGUUCUAUGCUAGGGGAAGGCUUUGAACAAAGGGCUGCAGGAUUCCUAUUGAAAAAAGAACUCGAAUACUUCGCAAAGGCUUUAGACAAUCCAGAAAAACCUUUUCUGGCUAUACUAGGUGGGGCUAAAGUUGCCGAUAAAAUUCCUCUGAUUGAAAAUCUUCUGGAUAAAGUUUCAGAAAUGAUAAUAGGUGGAGGGAUGGCGUAUACAUUUUUAAAAGAGAUGAACAAUAUGAAAAUUGGUGAUUCUUUAUAUGAUAAGGAAGGAGCCAAAAUUGUUAGUAAACUAAUGCAAAAGGCUGAGAAUAAUAAAGUGAAGAUUCACCUUCCUAUUGAUUUUGUAACUGCGAAUAAGUUCGCUGAAGAUGCUGAAACUGGUGUAGCUACUGUAAAAGAGGGCAUACCGGACGGAUGGAUGGGAUUGGACAUCGGACCAGACACGAGAGUUGCUUUUAGUGAACCUAUCAAAAGAGCUAAAGUUAUUGUUUGGAAUGGGCCACCUGGUGUUUUUGAAUUUGAAAAAUUUUCUUGUGGUACUCGUGCAGUCAUGGAUGCUGUAGUGGAAGCAACAUGCCUUGGCGCGACAACAAUUAUAGGAGGUGGCGACACAGCUACGUGCGCUGCAAAAUAUAAGACUGAAGAUAAAGUAUCCCAUGUGUCUACGGGUGGUGGUGCCAGCUUGGAACUCCUUGAAGGAAAGACCCUUCCUGGAGUUGCUGCACUUUCGAAUGCUUAACUACUAAAAAAAUUAACAUAUUUUACAAAUAGAAAUUUAUUUUUU